AUGGCAGCAAUAGUUCAGAGGAUGGCCCGACUUUUGGCAGCAAAAAACGAUCUCGAUGGCAUUAAACGCUUUUCACUGUGUCGUGUUGAAGUGUACAGCGUUGACAUAAAUGAGAUUGAAACACUAGACGUGUACACGACGAUUGCACAGUUUUUAUUAACAGAUCGGCACUUUGCCAGUUAUUUGAAAUGUUUUGUUUAUCUCUCCAAUUACAGCGCAAAUUGCAUUUCAAAUAAAUAG
Gongylonema pulchrum is the source of this 240-nucleotide messenger RNA. Lineage: Eukaryota; Metazoa; Nematoda; Chromadorea; Rhabditida; Gongylonematidae. The record is from the annotation of a GenBank genome assembly.